CCCCCGGCGCAUUCCUGGCAAGGGGCCGGGGGCGGUGGCAGGGGCCGGCGCGGGGGAAAGCUGCUGCGGGGCUGGGGGCUGUGGGGCCAUCCCCAGGUUGGGGCCAUGCUGGGGGGACACGCAGCCGGACCCACUGGGGAUGUGGGGGGAGUUUGGAGGGGCUGCGAGCCCCCCCAGCAGGGCCGGGGGUGCUCAGGACCCUCCUGGCUGCGGUGGCCCAGACGGUGAGCCGUGUGCCGUGGGGUGCCAGCCCCACACCGUGCCCCAUACGAUGCAGGCCUCGGCGCCCCACAUCCGGGCUCGCUGCGCCGCAGUGGGGGCCUCCCAGCCCAGCCACCCCAGGAUGAGGGGCUGGGGCUGGGUUUGCUCCACGUGGCUCCUCACCGCUCCCGCAGCCCCACGGUGCCGCUCCUUGCCCGCGGCCACCGGCAGGAUGCACCCCACGGUGGGUGACGGGGCGCGGGAAGGGCAGUGCCUCAGUUUCCCCCCGCAGCAGCAGCAGCACCGGUGCCCGUGCUGCCCCACCGCUGCCCCCCAGCCCUCGGCGUGGGGCAGCCUGGGCACGGAGCUGCGGGGCGCGCUGGAGCUCGGCCACCGCCCGGCGCCAUGGCGGGGGCUGGCUCUGGGGUGGCCGGAGCCCGUUCCAGCCCCGAGCGCAGACACACAAGCCAGAAAACAUAUUGCACAGCCGCUACUGGGAGCAGCCACCCGAGCGUCCCGGGGACAGCGGCUCCCACGGUGGUGGCAGGACACCGGUCUCAUCCCAGAGCAGCCGGCGGCGCCCAUACCCACACGGGGCGAGGAUAGGAUGCUGCGCUGGAGCGUGCUGGUGCUGUGCCUGCUCCUGCCCUGCUCGGCGCAGCAGCACCAGGAGGAGGCCAAGCGCAUCAUGGAGACCACGCCGGUCAUCGACGGGCACAACGACCUGCCCUGGCAGCUCCUCAAAAGGUUCAACAACCAGCUGGGGCUGCCGGAGGCCAACCUCACGCAGCUGACCGGCACGCACACCAACAUCCCCAAGCUGAACGCCGGGCACGUGGGCGGCCAGUUCUGGUCGGUGUACGUGCCCUGCGAGACGCAGAACAAGGACGCGGUGAAGCGCACGCUGGAGCAGAUCGACGUGGUGCACCGCAUGUGCGAGCUCUACCCCGAGACCUUCGCCUGUGUCGUCAACAGCGCCGGCAUCGAGGCGGCUUUCCAGAACAAGAAGGUGGCCAGCCUCAUCGGCGUGGAGGGCGGCCACUCCAUCGACAGCAGCCUGGGCGUCCUGCGCACCUUCUACCACCUGGGCGUCCGCUACAUGACCCUCACCCACAGCUGCAACACGCCCUGGGCUGACAACUGGCUGGUGGACACCGCGGAGGAGUCGCCCGUGCACCACGGCCUCUCGUCCUUUGGGAAGACCGUGGUGGAGGAGAUGAACCGCCUGGGCAUGAUCGUGGACCUGGCCCACGUCUCAGUGGAUACCAUGAAGAUGGUGCUGAACAUCUCCAAAGCCCCCGUCAUCUUCAGCCACUCGUCCGCCUACAGCCUCUGCCCGCACCGCCGCAACGUGCCGGAUGACGUGCUGAGGAUGGUGGCCUCCAAGGAGGGGCUGGUGAUGGUCAACUUCUACAACGAGUACGUGACGUGCAGUGACAAGGCCAACCUGAGCGACGUCGCGGACCACAUGGACCACGUGAAGAAGGUGGCAGGCGCCCAGUCCGUCGGCUUCGGCGGGGACUACGACGGCGUCACGGGGGUCCCCACGGGCCUGGAGGACGUCUCCACCUACCCGGCGCUGGUGGCGGAGCUGCUGCUCAGGAACUGGACGGAGCAGGAUGUGAGAGCGGCGCUGGCGAACAACCUGCUCCGUGUGUUCAGGAAGGUGGAGGAGGUGAAGAUGUCCCUGCAGGGCACGGCGCCCCACGAGGAGCCCAUCGCCUUCAAGGAGCUGGCAGGGGAGUGCAGGACGAGCUACGGCUACAGCGACACCAGCGGGGCCGGCCCAGCCCCGCUCCUGCCGGCAGCCCUGGUCCUGGCGCUGCCCCUGCUCAGCACCCUGCUCUCCUAGCAUCCUGCCUGUGGGUGCUGGGCAGCACUGGCAUGGCCGGAUCCUGCCGCGCCUUACCCCGAGCAAAAUGAAGCUGUGCCUGGCGUCCCGCUGGCUGCGCGCAUCGCCCCCGAGCCCCCAGGGCUGUGUGGUGGGGUCGGCACCUGCCCCGCUGCGGUGACGAGCCACCACGGCGUGUCACCGGCCACCCCGGCACCCCGAUGGCACCCAAGCACAGCACCGGUCACCCCGGCGUGGCGGAGGCAGCCGGUGGGUGCCCACCCCGGGGCAGCGGCCGGGCUCCAGGCUGCCACCGCACCGGGAGUGAGACAUCGCCGCAACACCCGGCCAGGUGGCGGCGGGGCUGCCUCCGCAGGAUGCUUCCAUUAAUCAUUAGCGAAUUAAUUGGUUACUCAA
Molecule: messenger RNA, 2449 nt
Organism: Cygnus olor (mute swan)
Lineage: Eukaryota; Metazoa; Chordata; Aves; Anseriformes; Anatidae
Gene: DPEP1
Product: dipeptidase 1
Exons: 11
Coding region: 140-2053 (637 amino acids)
Biological process (GO): proteolysis
Molecular function (GO): metallodipeptidase activity
Source: RefSeq, a predicted model, not a curated record